Messenger RNA from Globicephala melas (long-finned pilot whale), 2839 nucleotides. RefSeq names its product zinc finger protein 621. Gene Ontology annotation, biological process: regulation of transcription by RNA polymerase II. The record is from RefSeq and is a predicted model, not a curated record. Gene Ontology annotation, molecular function: DNA-binding transcription factor activity, RNA polymerase II-specific. Gene Ontology annotation, cellular component: nucleus. Lineage: Eukaryota; Metazoa; Chordata; Mammalia; Artiodactyla; Delphinidae.
AGGCCGCGCCGCGGGGACCACCGAGAUGGGCUGCUUCCGGACGGCCUAGAGGGGCGUUCGACGCCCGUGCUCGGUUUCGUAUCGGCUUUCGGAGACUCACCUCUUGGGGUUUUGAGGGGAACAGGCUUGGUUCAGGCGAGUUCUUCCUGCUAGUCUCUUCCGGCGCCAGCUUCCUCGCUUUCCUUAGCGCUUUUAAGGUUCUUGCUCUUCCAAACCCAGAAGACAGUGCACGGAGCCAGGGAACAUCAGCCAUGCUCCAAACCACUUGGCCUCAGGUUUUUGUGUGGACGUAAGUUUUCAACUCAUUGGGAAGAUACCGAGGAGCAUGAUUGCUGGAUCAUAUGGAGCCAGUGACCUUUGAGGAUGUGGCCGUGUACUUUACCCAGAACCAGUGGGCCAGCCUGGAGCCUGUGCAGAAGGCCCUGUACAGGGAGGUGAUGCUGGAGAAUUAUGCAAAUGUGGCUUCCCUGGAAGCACUUCCAUUCCCUACACCUGUUCUGAUCUCCCAGCUGGAGAGAGGGGAAGCACCAUGGGGCCCAGAUCCCUGGGAAGCAGAGAUUUUGAGAGGCAUCUGUCCAGGUGGUGAGUCCUGGACUAAGACAGAAGAGCCAGUGGUAAAGCAGGAAGCCCCUGAAGAAACAGAGGUGCACAGCAUGCCAGUGGGAGGGCUUUUCAGAAAUGUGUCUCAGCACUUUGAUUUUAAAAGCAAGGCACCAUGGCAGACUUUCAGUCUGAAUCCCAAUCUAAUACUUCGAGGUGGAAUGAAGUUCUACGAGUGUAAAGAAUGUGGGAAGAUCUUCAGAUAUAACUCAAAGCUCAUUCGGCAUCAGAUGAGCCACACUGGGGAGAAGCCCUUCAAAUGUAAGGAAUGUGGCAAAGCUUUCAAGUCCAGCUAUGACUGUAUCGUACACGAGAAAAAUCACAUUGGCGCAGGACCCUAUGAAUGCAAGGAGUGUGGCAAAGGUCUGAGCUCCAACACAGCCUUGACCCAGCAUCAGCGGAUCCACACGGGCGAGAAGCCCUAUGAGUGUAAGGAGUGCGGCAAGGCCUUCCGUCGGAGCGCAGCCUACCUUCAGCAUCACAGGCUACACACUGGGGAGAAACUCUAUAAAUGUAAGGAAUGUUGGAAAGCUUUUGGGUGUAGGUCACUCUUUAUCGCCCACCAGAGAAUUCACACCGGGGAGAAACCCUACCAGUGUAAGGAGUGUGGCAAGGCGUUCACCCAGAAGAUUGCUUCCAUUCAACAUCAGAGAGUUCACACCGGAGAGAAGCCUUAUGAGUGUCAGGCAUGUGGGAAAGCCUUCAAGUGGUACGGCAGCUUUGUUCAGCAUCAGAAAUUGCACCCCGUGGAGAAGAAGCCUGGCAAGGCUCUCGGGCCGUCCCUGCUGUGUCCCCAGGGCCCCUCUUCAGCCUUAGCUAACAUGCCUUUCCAGGGCCCUUGCUCUGCUCCGGCUGUGGCCAUGCCUUCACUGGCCUUGCCACACGCCGUCCUCAUUCCUGCCUCCAGGCCCGUGUUAAUGCUGCUGCCCGCCUCUGGAGUCCCUUCUUCUCCUGUCCAAAUAGUACGAGUCUUCCAGGGUCUUCCUCCCACUGUGAAGCCUUCCCCAGUUAUUCUGACCCCUUCUCUUCACCCCUCGUGAGCUCUGUCUUGGCACUUCUCUGGCUGUUACACACAGCAGAUCUCCAACCUAACUUAAGCUUGAUUUGUGGCUUUUACACCGUACAUGUGUUACAGCUGUUUCGGCAUAAGUGCCAUUGUAAUCGAGAUAUAUUUAAAGACUGUGCUUGUAUGAUAUUUCUGUUUAUUUCUGGGUAGAAAAUGGAAAUACUUGACCUUCAUUUUGGUCCCUUUCAGACUUGAACAGUAACGGCUGUGUCUGCAUUGUGGGGCUGCUGGUGGUCGAAGUGCUAAUAGGACGCUUUGGUGAAUUAGGGACGUUUGAGAGAGAGGACAUCCCUGUAUUAGGCCCCUGUGAUUAGAGAGAAGCAGCCUGGGAGAAACAGAGGAGGCAUUUAAGACCUGUCAGAGUUGAGAAUUGGAAUGAGCUUCCAACCAUGGCCUUUAGAAAUGAAUGCAGAUUGUUCAGUGGGUGAAGGUGUGGUGUAUUCAUGCAGUUGAAGUUGGGUUGCUAUUGACACAGAUCAUUGAGGAUCUUGUACGCCUCUGCAAAAGAUCAUUUGAAAUAACCAGUUUAAAAAAAAAGAAAACAUACAGUGAUAACAAUCAUUUAUAUGAUGAAUAGCAAUCAUGUCUUUAAACAUGAAGUUGUUUUUUUUUAAUCUUUAGUUUUGCUCUGAUAUCUAGAUGUUUCCUUGUAACUUUGGUUUCCUAAGUAAAUAUACACCAAGACAUUCAUCUUUGCUCCAUCUGUUGCAUAAAUUUUUCUUGGUGUGCAUUCUGGUUUCCUGUUUGCAAGCACUGGUUUCUACAUUGACUUUUCUCCAAAUUGUAAACAUGAACUUUGGCAAAUUACUAAAGAAAUAGGAGCAACCGAUUUGGGGGAAAUCUGAAUAUGCCUGCAGAAUUGUAUUUUAGGAAUAAAGAGGGCUAUGUAACGGGUCAGUGGUUAAGCUUAUGUGACAGGUUAGUGAAGUGGAAUUUUGAAUUGCUCUUGCUUUUGACCUUAGGUGAGAAUCUUUUAUAACUGUGCAAAGGACUGUGUGAAGUAAUUCCUGGAAAAAGAACUUGAGUUAUGCAUUACAGGCACACCUUGUUUUAUUGCGCUUCACUUUAUCCAUUUCGCAGAUAACUUGUUUUUUACAAAUUGAAGGUUUGUGACAAAACUGCAUUGUUGGAUAAUGGUUAAGAGUUUUUAGCAAUAAAGUAUUUUUUAAUUAA